AUGGAAAACGACAACGGCGUAGACCUCGAGAAGAGUCUCGAGAAAGUGUACGAGGACGGAAUGUCCAACCUGACCCCGAGCUGCUCGCCAGCCCCCAGCUAUGGACGAAGCCAACUCGCAGCCUCGGCUCUCCCCCAGAAAUCCUGUGCAAUCUGCCGCAACACGCUCAUGCUGAGCUACUUCAGCUGCUGCGCCGUCUGCGGCAACGUCAUCGAGUGCGGACGAAGCAACGAGAGACUUGGCUCUGAAAGGGGAUCCAGCUCAGCGCCGCAACUACCCACGACAAGUUCUGCCGAGGGAACUGACUGCAGCAAGAAGCUCCACUGCAGCAGUGCGUACUGCAAGUACACACACAAUGUCUGGCUCCUCAGAUUCUUCAUACUGUUCGAGGCGAUGCCGGCAGUGGGCGCCCUGAUGCUCCUCGGGAAGGCCUUCUUCGUCGAACACGACUGGUACUUCCUCAGGUUUAGGGGGUUGAUGGCGGUGCAGUGGUGGCAGAUCUUCCUGAUGCCGAGACAGUGGCAUGCGGGACAGUCGAUUCUGACGGGGCAGCUGGUGGCCACUCUUUUCAUGGUCUGGUUCUACAUAGAGGGCAGGGAGGCGUGGCGGUGGUUCGAACCGUUCGCUGUGAGCACUAUACUGUUGAAGAUACUCUUCCCCUGGUGA
Anthostomella pinea is the source of this 666-nucleotide messenger RNA. NCBI's taxonomy places the organism in Eukaryota, Fungi, Ascomycota, Sordariomycetes, Xylariales, Xylariaceae. The record is from the annotation of a GenBank genome assembly.